AUGCCCCUCUCACCCUCACCCAAAUUCACCCUCCACUCCGUCCUCAUCUCCCACUGCGCCACUAAAAUAACACUCAAAUUCCCCGACGGAUCAUGGACUUUUCGUUCUCAAUGGUUAUAUGAUGCGGAUGCUAGUCACACUCAACACAUCGCAUCAACUCUCCCACAGAACCCACAAACCAAACAAUAUACCGGUAUCAACAUACAGCCAGCACAACAACAAGAUCUCUCCCUCACGCCAAGCGGUUCCCGCUCUCUCUACACGACAGCGACCGCAAUCGCGACACUUCAGAGCGCGAAUAUUUAUGGGGAGGGAGUACAUACGGUGCUUUGGGUUAUGUGGAGUGAUAGUAGGAAGUCGGGGUUUCCAGGGGUGUGGUUGAGGGUUUGGGCGGGGGUUGUGGGGAGGAGGGAGGGGAAGGGGAGAAAUAGGGAUAAGAAUGGGUAUAAAAAUGGGGGGAAAGGGAUUAGAUUUGGGGAUGAUGAUCUGCUUGGAGUGGAAGGGUUGGAGGUGCCGGCUUUUAGAUGGGGAGAUAUCGUUGAGAGGGCGGUAGGUGAAGUAAAUGAGGUGAGCGAGGUAGCGGAGGAGGUGAAGAUGAAGGUUUUGGAUACGCUGUUGAUGCGUUCUGGAGCGGGGAUUAUUAGGAUAUGUGAUAUUCCCGGAGAUGAGAAUUUGGUAGCGAAGGUUUUGAAGGAGAUAUUUGGGGAUUCUCUUGCAAAAUCUGAAUAUGCACUGGAAGGAAAGGCUGUAGGAAAGAGUAAUGACGAAAACACAAAUAAUAACAAUACGAGAGUACACUUACCACGCACCGCCUUCUCUCAUCACAUCCAUCCACCUCGAAUCGCCGCCUGUUCCGCGAUCGAGUCCGAGAGUACCCACACCUUUGUAUCCUCUCCCGCCAUCCUCUCAACCCUCAAAGAAGAAUCACCGCACCUACUGCCCUAUCUCUCUUCCGUCCCUAUCACUAUCGGUGGCCAGACCCCUAGCCUCAAUCCUCUAUCUUCUUCUUAUCAAUUAGCGACCACCCCUCUCCUCACACAUAAUAAAUUAUCACUCCAUUCUCAUACAUUCCGCUUUAAUCCCCAACACACCUCUUCCCUCCUCUGUUCCUACGAUGAGUUUCCCAAAGCACGUGCUGCGUAUAGGAAAUUUCAGAGCAUUGGACGACGGAAUAGUCAUGCGCUGAAGAUUGUGAUGAAACCGGGGGAAGUGUGUUUGUGGGAUAAUUUUAGAGUAUUACAUGGAAGAGAGUAUGGGGUGAUGAAUGCUGGGAUAUGUGAUGAGGAAAUGGUGGGGGAGCAGGAGGUGCUGGAUGUAUGGAGAGGGACGAUGACUAGAAGGUUAAUGGAGAUGGGGAUGGAGGAAAAGUGGUUGGUGCAUGUGCCGGAGAAGUUGUUGAGGGAGAUGCUUGGGAUUUUGAGGUAG
This is a messenger RNA of Sclerotinia borealis F-4128, 1425 nucleotides long. The record is from the annotation of a GenBank genome assembly. NCBI's taxonomy places the organism in Eukaryota, Fungi, Ascomycota, Leotiomycetes, Helotiales, Sclerotiniaceae.